ACACCUCGGACGUCAGCGCGUCGGGCGCGGUGCGUGACCUGCGGAGCAGCGGCCUGUAGUUUCGCUGCCGCACAAACUCAACCCUGACCCGGGCGGAACGGAGCGCUGAGGCGGCGGCGGCGGAGGAUGUCUGCGGGAUUCAAAACGGUAGAACCUUUGGAAUACUACAGGAAAUUUCUGAAAGAAAAUUGUCGACCUGAUGGCAGGGAACUCGGUGAAUUCAGAACAACGACCCUAAAUAUCGGCUCAAUUACAACUGCGGAUGGUUCAGCUCUGGUGAAACUGGGGAACACCACGGUGGUGUGUGGCAUCAAAGUGGAGUUUGCAGCACCAACAGUGGAUGCACCAAAUAAAGGCUAUAUAGUACCCAAUGUGGAUCUGCCACCGUUAUGUUCCUCGAGAUUUCGAGCGGGCCCUCCUGGAGAGCAGGCACAAGCUGCAAGUCAGUUCAUCCUCGAUGUCCUGGAAAAUGCUCAAAUUAUUCAGAAGGAGGAUCUCUGUAUUGAGAAAGGAAAGCUUGUAUGGGUUGUAUAUUGUGACCUGAUGUGUUUAGAUUAUGAUGGCAACCUACUAGACGUCUGUGUAACAGCUCUGUUGGCGGCACUGAAAAAUGUCCAGUUGCCUUCUGUGUCGAUCAGUGAAGAAACCGGUUUGGCAGAAGUUAACAUGAACCAGAAACAUCAUCUAAACAUCAGGAAGUACCCCGUUGCUACAUCUUUUGCCAUUUUUGAUGACACAAUAUGUAUUGUAGAUCCCACGGCUGAGGAAGAAACCCUGUCGUCAGGAAUAGCCACGAUAGUAAUCGAUGAAGACAACCGACUCUGCGCAGUGCAUAAACCAGGAGGAAGUGUUCUCUCAAGUGAAAAGCUCCAGGACUGCGUUGUUCGCGCGGAAACAAGACACCGGGAAGUUCAUAAGCUCCUGGCUGAAGUAAUUAAGAGCGUAACGCCCUUAAAACGAGAGAAGUUGAACCUGCAAUUGGAAGUUUGACUGUACAAUAAACCAAGUGUUUUUUUUCAAACCAAUAAAUAUAUACAUGUUUUUAAACUGAA
Molecule: messenger RNA, 1052 nt
Organism: Amblyraja radiata (thorny skate)
Lineage: Eukaryota; Metazoa; Chordata; Chondrichthyes; Rajiformes; Rajidae
Gene: exosc8
Product: exosome component 8
Exons: 11
Coding region: 127-990 (287 amino acids)
Biological process (GO): nuclear-transcribed mRNA catabolic process, deadenylation-dependent decay; exonucleolytic trimming to generate mature 3'-end of 5.8S rRNA from tricistronic rRNA transcript (SSU-rRNA, 5.8S rRNA, LSU-rRNA); U5 snRNA 3'-end processing
Cellular component (GO): cytoplasmic exosome (RNase complex); nuclear exosome (RNase complex)
Molecular function (GO): mRNA 3'-UTR AU-rich region binding
Source: RefSeq, a predicted model, not a curated record